AUGCCGGUUCAGAGGAGUUUAUUUGGGAAGCCUGUGCCAGCGAUGGUUCCGCGGCGGAUGGCGGUCUUAUUGGCCACGAUAGCUGUCUUUGCUGUGAUCACUCUUGUGUUUACUUUGCCCAAUUCGAUUCCAUCAGGUCCAUCAUUAGGCAGAUUUACCGAUCACAAGUACACUCUACCUAAGCUACCGAAGCACAUACCUUCACCGAGCAUCCUGAAUCCUUUUCGGCAAGCCGCACAUCCUCCACCAGUUCAGAAGAACAGUACCAGCGGCGAGUCGAAAUGGUUUAGCAAUUGGAAUUGGUUGAGUCCAUUCUCGUCGUCUGUUACUCUCGACGAGAACCGUUCUCUGCUCCCAAUGCUCAUCCCUCGAACCCCCAUAUACACAUAUUACGAUCAUACCGUGGAAAAAGACGCAGGUCUUAAAGAGGCCCAGAAUGAGCUGUUGCUUACGUGGAGAAGGGCUUGGUGGGCACAAGGCUUCAAGCCUAUCAUCUUGAGUCCAGCGGAGGCGAUGAACAAUCCGUUAUACGUCGAGCUCCAAACGAAGAACCUGAAUCCUCAGUUGAAGGUAGACAUGUCAAGGUGGCUAGCUUGGGAGAAUAUGGGCUCUGGCAUACUUUGCAACUAUUUAGUUCUACCCAUGGGUGGUCAAGAGGAUCCCCUCUUGACUUUCAUGCGAAAUGGAAAAUACAUUAAGUUGACGAGGUACGCGGGGUUGGAGGGAGGAAUAUUUGUCGGAUCUUCAGCUGCAAUCACAGCUGCUGUGAAGGAGGCUCUUGGAAAUAAGGAAAGGCUCAAGACAGCCACAGAUUUCAUCGGUACCAUAAACGAGGAGGCCGACGAAGACUCGAAAACAUUUGAUGUUGAUCCAAAUCAUGAGUCGAUUGCAUUCUACAGCAACAAGACGGUCACAGAAAAGUACCCGAAAAUUGCACAGGAGAUUAUUGCGUCUCCAGCGAAGGGCUUAUUAACCUUGAACAAGCUCAUAAAUUCACAUUCGCACUCGACUUGGCAGAAGCGGUUCCCUAAAGGAAUAUCCGUUCUGAAGCCAUGCCCGGAACAUAUGUCCUCUGCAGUAGCUCCGGCUAAGAAGUUGGGCGACUUCCUCGCAAUGUGUCCAGAGUCGCCGAUGCCAGCAUCUUGUCCUCCAAAUUUACCUAAAUGCACACCCUGUGUAUCAUCGACUCCAAUGGUCGUUGCAACUCCAGAGAACUACAAAAACACAUCAACUCUGUUUACCAUCGGUACUGUUCCACAUCCUUUCACUAUGGCCGUCUUGACAGCUUUCCGCGACAACAUUGAUGUAAGAUGGAUUCGGCGAGAAUCUGAGCGCGACCCUUGGCUGGCCAAGAUCACUCAAGUGCUCUUAGGCACUGGAGUAUCAGGUGCACCCAGGGUCAUCAAAUUCAAGGAGGCGGUUGCCAGCGAGCACGGUAGAUAUCAUUCUCUAUGGGUAACUCCUGAAAAGGAGCUCCCACAUGAUCUAGAUUGGGCUUUCGGCUUCAGCAUUCCACGGAAUGCUACCGAUACUGGGAAAUCAGAGACCCCAGUUCCAGGACCUGAAAGACGACCGAAGCCGGAAGCGGAUCUCAAAGAUGGUCCAGUCGCCAGUCCAGAGGAUAUGAAAAAAGAGCAGGAGCUUCUUACUCGGGCGGUAGAGUUUGGUCGUGCUCGCAGCGAACAGGAAGAAAAGCUCCGAGGAGCAAUUGAGGCGUGGAACUUGGCAGAUACAGAAGCAUGGAGAUUUGCGAGAGCUUUCUUAGCACGAAGCCGUGUUGAACGUCUAAAGUGGGAAGAAGAGGAGAAGAGUUAUGCUGGUGGAGCGGGAUCUGAAAGAGCGACAAGCGAGGGAUGGGGUAGAUGGGGCGAUAAGUAG
Molecule: messenger RNA, 1878 nt
Organism: Glarea lozoyensis ATCC 20868
Lineage: Eukaryota; Fungi; Ascomycota; Leotiomycetes; Helotiales; Helotiaceae
Exons: 1
Coding region: 1-1878 (625 amino acids)
Source: RefSeq, a predicted model, not a curated record